AAAAUAAAUAUCGGAACUAGUUUCUUUAAUUAUUUUCAUUUUCGUUCAGAAUUAAAAGAGUUUCUUUCAUUUAUCAUACGUACUUUAAAAGAAUGCAGACAUAGGAUACAGAAUUGACUGUUGGACAGUAAUUAAUGUGUCUAAUUUAAUUAAGAGCCAUCAAUUAAUUCAAUUUUCAAGCUAAUUUUUCGAAUAUAAUUUAAUUCAUUCAAGCCUAUAAGUGAUGAAAGCGAACGAGUGACAGCCAGAAAAAUAGAUGAUUGAAUGACAACGGCAUUCAGGUGAAAAGAGAGAACUAUUGGAAGCAAUCAAAUAGAAAAAAUUAAUAGGAAUAAAGUUCUAAGUUGGAUCAUUUGAAAAAAUGUACGUGCCAGAGGCAGUUCGAUAUGUGAUAAUUUUAGUUUUAGUCUAUGUCCAAUGGGUAGAGUCCGCAACGAUACAUAAUGUAAUAGAGGAGAAUGUUCCUGUGCCGACAUAUUCGAACUGUAAAGCAUUAACAAGCACAUCGUUAGAUUGCUCAAAUCUAACACUUAAAGCUAUACCAAAUGAUAUACCAAACACAAUAUUAACAUUAGACCUCAGCAAUAAUCAGCUACACCUUGAUGAAUCUUCCUUUACAACAUGCUGCGGUAAUUUACUCGAGCUGGAUCUUUCGAAUAAUGGAAUUACAAAAAUAAGCCAAGAGAUAUUCAAAUAUUUAGUCAAUAUUACAUCACUUAUACUUAGGAACAAUGAUAUAAGUGACUUUGAUUCAGACACUUUUGUCAACCUUACAAACCUUGAACGACUGGAUUUGUCUAAAAAUCCAUUAAUUCUUCAGAAAGGAUUUAUCAACAAUUCUUACUUGACAACUUUAAAUUUAGAUGAUUGCGGACUAAGUGAAAUACCUGAUGAGGCUUUUUCAGGCAUUAAGCAACUAGUAAAUCUUACACUUAGUGGAAAUAACUUUGAUGAGAAUUUUGAUUCAAGUGCAUUUGAGGACCUUACAGUUCUUACUAAGCUCGAAAUGAUGAAUAUUUCACGUUCAUCAAUAUCUGAAUUGUGUGGGAAAUUGACAGGAAUUGAUACUGUUAAUUUUGAAGGAUUUAAUUUUAGUUGCUUCAUCUAUUCAGCUGAAGAUAAUUUUGAGGAUGCAAUUGUGGGCAACGAUCCACCAAUUGAGCAACCAUUGACAAUAGAAAGAACAACUAGAACCACAAAAUCACCAUUAGCAUCGUCGAUUAUGACUUCAACAUCAUCAACAACAUUAAGCGUGGCUAAAAUUGCUUCUGAGAAUAUUCUCACAAAUGACCAAGGAAAUCAACAGCCUGAUAUAAUAGCUACAACAGAAACUGUCGAUCAUUCCGUAGACAUUGAUAAUCAAACUUUAAAAUACAUUUUAAUAGCUAUUCUUGCUAUAACUUUAUCAGGCAUUCUAAUUGGUUUAGUAUGUCGAGCAGAUGUGUGUGGAUUAAAGACAAAAAUGUGUAGAAGUAAGAAGGCAAAUAAUAAUCGACGAGCUCCAGAGGAUACUGUGAGUCCAUUUGAGGAAAUUCCUCUGAAUACUGUAAAUUCUAAUGGAAAAACUAUCGAGGGUCAAGAUAAAAUUAGGAUGAGAUGAGAUAUAGUAAUUACAGGGAAAUUGGUGACCUUAUGCUUAAGACAUAAUUGAUAUUUGCAAGUUUUUGUGCACAAAAAGCAAACCAAAGUUUAUGAAAAAUAUUUUUUUAAGUGUGUAAAUAUGAUUAAGCCUUUUGAUUCAUACUUCCUGUCUUUAUGUUACAGUGGUUCUUUUAAUUUCUUAAUGCUGGAACGAAUUUAACGGGUUCUUAAGAUUGGAUUAACGGUAUUAAAUUCCAGCGUAAGGAGAUUUCUUAAAAACCUGUUUGAUUCUGUUCCUUACUGCUCAAUUUUCAAGUUAUGCAAAUAUUUUUUUUACUCAUCACAAAUUAUGUGUUCAAAUCGGAGAUGUUAACGAGGAUUUAAUUGACAUUGAGACAUCUUUAUAUGCUGAAAAUAAGGCAUGCAAAUGUCGAUAAAUGGCCUUAAAAAUGUCACAUUCGAAUGCAAAUUUUUCAUGCUGACACAAGGCUUUGGCACUGAUAGUAUCAAAUGUUGUUGUACCCGAGUGAUGCAAAGCUGUUGAGCUGCUUCAAAACUUGGAAUAAAUAUUCUCAAUUAACCUCGUUAACAUGUCUGACUUCCGAUUUAAUUUUAAUAUUUUUGUUUACACUUUUUGAUAAAAUUUAAGAAAAAAAUGAUCAAAAAAAUUUAAAGUAUGAACCGCAAAGUGGGACUUGAGAUGAUAAAUGUUAUCAAAAUUAUUUAAUAUCCUUUUCGACACAUUCCUCUUCCAAUUUAUGAAAAGUAAAGGUUGAUUCCUAAUUAUUUUGGCUCUUACCAGUGUAUUGUCCCAGAUGUGCCUUUCAUUUGGCAGCUCUGGAUUUUAACUUCUUCCACAAAAAUUAUUAAAAAUCAAAAUUGGAACAAAAAGUUCCAUCCAAUAAUUAAUGAAUAAAUUUUUAAGUCAGCCAUUAAAAUUUUCAUAAAUUUUUCUUAUAUCCAAAAUAUUUUACUAACCUUUUCGCAGUGACUCUUUGGGAAUGACCCAGAGUGUUAAAAUUUUUGCUUAUUAUUCAUCACUAAUUCAUUAUGUAAUCCUGCCUAUUUACUCU
Messenger RNA from Chironomus riparius, 2654 nucleotides. The record is from the annotation of a GenBank genome assembly. NCBI's taxonomy places the organism in Eukaryota, Metazoa, Arthropoda, Insecta, Diptera, Chironomidae.